This is a messenger RNA of Metopolophium dirhodum (rose-grain aphid), 609 nucleotides long. Its product is annotated as ATP-dependent Clp protease proteolytic subunit-like. Gene Ontology annotation, molecular function: serine-type endopeptidase activity; ATPase binding; ATP-dependent peptidase activity. Gene Ontology annotation, cellular component: endopeptidase Clp complex. Gene Ontology annotation, biological process: protein quality control for misfolded or incompletely synthesized proteins. The record is from RefSeq and is a predicted model, not a curated record. NCBI's taxonomy places the organism in Eukaryota, Metazoa, Arthropoda, Insecta, Hemiptera, Aphididae.
AUGCACCAAGUGUACAUAGUGAGUUUGUCACACACUCGCAGUUUAUUGCAGCACUCGAGCAAAAUUUUGCAACUGAGUAAUGGCCCGAUUUCCAGUAGUAUUCGUGGAUUGACUAUACCAAUUGUAGUAGAACAAACUGGUCGUGGUGAACGUUCUUAUGAUAUAUUUUCUAGACUUCUUAAAGAACGUAUAAUUUGCGUUAUGGGAGAGAUCAAUGAUCAUGUCGCCUCAUUGGUAAUAGCUCAGUUAUUGUUUUUACAAUUUGAAAAUCAAAAAGCCACAAAUAUGUAUAUUAACAGCCCCGGUGGUAGUGUUACAGCUGGUCUAGGCAUUUAUGACACUAUGAUGUAUAUUAAGCCAGAUAGUUCAAUUUGGUGCAUAGGACAAGCUUGUAGUAUGGGAAGUAUUUUACUGGCCGCAGUGGCAAAGGGUAAAAGGCAUGCAUUGCCUCAUUCAAGGAUCAUGAUUCAUCACCAUCAGCCAUCUGGCGGAAUGCAGUCGUUGAACGGAAUCGUCGGAGAGUUUUUCGUGAAGGAACCGAUGUGCACCGCCGCCCAAUGGUCUUAUGAACGUUUUUCGUUAGUAGUGCGCGAAAACCCCAUCGAGUAA